AUGGGCCUAAUCGACGACGCCUCCUCCAUCCUCUCCGCGCGCACCUCCCACUCCAAGCGCUCCUCCAAGUCCCACAAGCGCCGCCAUCGCGAGCGCGAGCGUGAGCGCGGCCGCGGCCUCGAAUCCGACUACUACACCUCGCGCGCAGCGCGCAGUAAAUCACGUUCUCGCUCGCGCUCCCGGUCUAGGUCCCGCUCCAAGCAUCGCAGCAGCAAGAAGUCAUCUAAGACCGGAGGGGGGUACGUUGCCGCGCUCGGGGGAAUCGCAUCGAGCAUUUUGGGGUUUGGGGGAAGUGGGAGUGACAGUGAUGAUGAGGCGUUUGCGUAUGGAGAGCAUUAUCGAGAUCCGGCGUGGGAGAGGGAGUAUCAGCGGCAGAGAGAGUACCGGCGGAGCGAGAGGGAGAAGGGAGGGGGGCUGUUUGACAUGCCGGAUCUGACGCGGUCGUCGUUUUUCUCGAGCUUUGGCCGCCCCUCAACCCCCCGGGCCUCUUACUACUCCCGCUCCCCGCGCCCAGCCUUCCUCAAGCGCCUGCGCAAAAAAUUCCGCCGCGUCACCCGCGAUAUCCAGUCUUAUGCCGAGCGCCAUCCCAUACAGAUCUUCACCCUCGUCAUCCUGCCCUUGAUCAGCGGCGGGUACCUGACCAAUUUUCUCGCCAAGCUCGGGCUUAAACUGCCCAAGUUCGUGGAGAAGCUGCUCGGUGUGGCAGCGAAGGCCGGUAGGGGGGAUUCAAUCGGGGCGGUGAAUGAUGCUGUUAGGUUGGUGACGAAUGCCGCGGGGAGGGGGGGAUUGAGUGUGUCGAAGUAUGUUAAGAAGGAGAAGGGGAAUUGGUGA
Molecule: messenger RNA, 831 nt
Organism: Thermochaetoides thermophila DSM 1495
Lineage: Eukaryota; Fungi; Ascomycota; Sordariomycetes; Sordariales; Chaetomiaceae
Exons: 2
Coding region: 1-831 (276 amino acids)
Source: RefSeq, a predicted model, not a curated record